GAGUGUGAGCAAAGCCGCUCAAGUCUGAGUGCUGUAAAAACCCAGGCGUGGGCUCCUAUAAAUAGCCGACCCUGCCUUGCACUGCCUCUCAGAGGACUGCCAGCCUGCCACUGCUCCCACACCGGGGUCGCCCUGGAUCUGCAUACUCAGAGCAAGGUGCCUGCCCAGCUGAAGCCAUGAAGAUCCACAGCCUUGCCCUCCUCUCAUUUCUCCUCCUGGCUGCUCAAGUGCUCUCAGCAAAGGUCAGAAAUGGAACAAAGAACAGACGGGGCAGCAUACCAGAAGGAGAUCCAUCAGUUCCUCUGGGCAAGGGCCAGAGUAAGCAGAGAAGCAGAACAUCCAAGUCCAUGACCAAUGGCAAAUUUGCCACCAAAGACCAAGCUUCCUGCAGAUGGUCAGUGACUGAGCAGGAGCUGAUCGUCACCCUGAAAGUGGAGUGCACUCGAAUGGACCAGGAGUUUUCUUGUGUCUUUGCCGGAAAGCCAACUAAAUGCCUCAAGCUCAAUAAUGAGAAGGCCUAUUGGAAACAAAUCGUCCGGACGCUGCGCAAACAGAAGAACUUAUGUGAGAACUCCAAGAGUGUCCUGAAGACCAGGGUGUGCAAAAAGCAGUUUCCAGAAUCCAAUCUCAAGUUGGUAAACUCCACUCUGCAUGAGAACAUGAAGCCCAGAAAGGAGAAAACAGAGCUGUCCCCCAAGGAGCAUAUUGAGGUCACCAGCCCUUCGGCCCUGGAGCCAAAUGAGGUCAAAGAGAACAUCCAGUCCAGACCAGCAGAGACUCAGACUGUGGCCGUCAAAGGUCCAGAGUGUAUGGAGGACCCAGAUGUGGUGAACCAGAGGAAGACUGCCCUGGAGUUCUGCGGGGACUCCUGGAGCUCCUUCUGCAACUUCUUCCUCACCAUGUUUCAGAGCACAACGUGUUAACGAGGUCAAAAGGGACAGUUGCAUCCUAAGCGCCCACCUGCCCCUCCUCCAUGGUGGAAAAUUCUCCAAGUUUCCCACAAGAUAUGAACUUUUGUGUUAUGGAGCGCACUUCAAUAUUUAAACAGUUUUUAUACUUUUGUUUUUGUGUUCUGGAAUUUGCUUUCUUUCCAUUUCUUUGGAUGUGAGUCUCAAAGACUGUGUAUAUCACUGUAUUUCCAUGGUCCACAAGGCUGUGUGCCUAGGAGCAACAAAGACUUGCAUUUGAACUGAGCGAACCUCAGUGAGAUUUCAGUCUGAGGCAUUUUCUGCCAAAUUAACAAAGAUAAUAAAGAUCUGGGUGUUCUCAGAAAUACCUUCA
Messenger RNA from Ictidomys tridecemlineatus (thirteen-lined ground squirrel), 1281 nucleotides. RefSeq names its product fibroblast growth factor-binding protein 1. Gene Ontology annotation, biological process: cell-cell signaling. Gene Ontology annotation, molecular function: growth factor binding. The record is from RefSeq and is a predicted model, not a curated record. NCBI's taxonomy places the organism in Eukaryota, Metazoa, Chordata, Mammalia, Rodentia, Sciuridae.